Oncorhynchus keta (chum salmon) is the source of this 3444-nucleotide messenger RNA. RefSeq names its product golgin subfamily A member 1-like. The record is from RefSeq and is a predicted model, not a curated record. The transcript is spliced from 24 exons. NCBI's taxonomy places the organism in Eukaryota, Metazoa, Chordata, Actinopteri, Salmoniformes, Salmonidae. Bases 587 to 3127 code for a protein of 846 amino acids. Gene Ontology annotation, cellular component: Golgi apparatus.
UUCCUGGAACAUAUCCCAGUCUGCGUGAUCAAAACAAUCUUGAAGCAUGGAUUCCGAUUGGUCAGACCAGCGUUGAAUAGACCUUAGCAUGGAUACUUCUUGUUUGAGUUUAUACCUAUAUGAAGGGAGGAGCAAAAUGGAUUUGUGAUCAGAUUUUCCAAAUGGAGGGCGGGGGAGGGCCUUUUAGGCAUUUCGAAAAGUUGACCAGAGCAAGUACAACAGUCAAUGUGAUGGUAGAACUUCGGUAGUGAAGUUCUACCGUACUAUAAAUCCACUCCGAAUACCUCUUCUACACUGGCGGUUUUGGAGUAGCCUCUGGAAUAAGUUCAAUUGCCCUGGAGGGUACGAACAUAGGAUAUCAUUCGGGAAAGUCGUAUUCCUGCUCGUAAUGCUGAUUGAAAGAGGAAAGACAAUGACAGUUCCCUUGCCUGUGAGAGGAGGCUACACUGGAAUACAGCUGUUCUGUGACCAAAGCAAGGGACCUUGAAGGACCACAGCCUGUGUGACAGAGGACUUGCAUUGUGAAGCUUUUUGGGAGAGUAGCAGGCAGUACACUUGUGUAAAGAAACACUAAGGCAAGGUGGAGAUGUUUGCCAAACUGAAAAAGAAGAUUGCUGAGGAGGCAGCCACAGCCCCCCGGACCGGAGUCCGCAUGCCUCGGUCCUAUAGCAAAGAGUCCAUUACGUCAGUGGGGGCAGACUCAGGGGAUGAUUUUGCCUCUGAUGGCAGUAGCUCCAGAGACGACCUCUCCUCCCAGAUCCUCAGAAGGAAUGAUCAGAUUCGCAAGCUGGAGGCCAAACUAUCAGACUACGCUGAGCAGCUCCGACUUAUGCAGAAGACCAAGGACAAGCUUGAAAUUGCAUUAGAAAAACAUCAGGAUUCCUCCAUGAGGAAACUGCAGGACCAGAAUGAGACUCACCAGGCCAAUAGAGCUAAAAUGGCUGAAGGCAUGGCUUUGGCACUGGACAAGAAGGAUCAGGAAUGGAUGGAAAGGAUAUGUACGCUGGAGCAGGAGAAAGCGUCUCUGUCUGUGAGGCUAGAUGAGAUGAUGGAGCAGAGCCUUACUCUGUUCCAGAAGAGGGAUGACCUGGACGAGCUGGAGGGCUUCCAGCAGCAGGAGCUCGCCAAAGUCAAACACAUGUUACUGAGUAAGGAGGAGCAGCUGGUCCAGCAGGAGCGAGUGCUCCAGCAGAAGGGUGCCGAGCUGCAGAUGGCCAAGAAGGGUCUGGCCGAAGCCCAGGAGCAGCUGCGGGUUCUGGGAGAGGAGCAUCAGGAAAGUUGCAGGCUCAACACGGAGCAGGAGAUGGAGAGAGAGGAGUUGCUGGAGGUCAGGGAGGAGGCUGAGAAGAAGAUUACUGAGCUGGAGGGCAGAGGCCAGAACCUGCAGAAGGUCAUCCAACAGGUGUCUGAAGACUUCCAGAAGUCACGGAGCGCGGCAGCAGCUGUAGAGAAGUCUCUCCGUACGUUACAAAUGGAGAACAAUGCCCUGAAGCUGCAGCAACACAAAGCUGCAGUGACUGAUGAGGACAAGGAGCGUGUGCUGCUGGACCUGCAGGAGAAGAUCUCCUCUCUGGAGAGACGUCUGUUUGGUAACCUGAGUGAAGACGAGCUCCUCCAGGAGCUUCUCAAAGAGAAGUCCACUCUGGAGCAGAGGCUGGAGGACACGAGAGUUGAGCUGCUGGAGGCACGCACCAACCAUGCUGACACGGUUAGCUCUUUGGAGACUCAGAUAUCCAGACUCAACAACAAUGUGACUGAACUACAGACCCUGCUACGACACAAGGACGACUCUUCCAAGAACUACAGAGAGAGAACGGAUGCACAGAUAGCAGGUCUGGAACAGCAGGUGCAGGAGAGCAAUGAGAGGCUCAAGAACACUGAGCAGCAGAUCUCUGACAAACAAGCACAUCUAGACAAACUGCAGGCAGAGUGGAGUGUGGAGAGGGACAGUCUGCAGCAGCAGGUGUCUGCAGAGCGGCAACAGGGCCAGGAGAGGGCAGGCCGGCUGGAGGAGCAGCUCAUUGCACUGCAGACAGAGAGAGACACCGAACACACCUCUGCCCAAGCCAGGAUUAGUGAGUUGGAGCAAGAGAGAGCGUCUCUGCUGAGGGGGAGGGAUAAAGCUGACGUUGCUCUGAGGAGGCAGGCAGAGGGGCUGGAGCAGGCCAGGUCAGAGCUGAGCAGCAGGCAGACAGUGAGUGUGGAGAUAGCCAUGGCUCUGGAGGACACCAGGAGACAGAAGGAGGAGCUCCAACUACAGGUAGGAGAGAUGAUGGCGUCACUUCAAACAACAUCGCAGGAACUGGCCCACGUCACUGAGCAGCUGAAGCGGAAAGAAGAGGAACUCCAAACACUUCGCGAUGAGCUGCAGAGUGCCCAGAGCUCCCUGUCCCAGCUGCAAGAGGAGACAGAGGGGCUGCAGGCAGCAGCCCAGGAGAGGCAGGAGGAGAAGGACAGCCAGCUGGUCAGCUUGAGGCAGGAGCUCCUAACCCAGAAUGAGCAGUUAGACUCCUGCCAGUUACGGGUAUCGGAGCUAGAGGUAGAGACUCUGACGUUGCAGCACACUCCAGAGCUGUGUGAACUGGACCAGAAUGGGACUGUGACGGUAGAUGACCUGGACCACAUGCAGAAGGCCAACCGAGACCUGGAGCAGCAGCUCAGUGACAAGAACAAGACCAUUAAGCAGCUGCAGCAGAGACUAGCAGAGCUAAAGAGGACCUUGCAGAAGGAGCUGAAGCUGAAACCUGAAACAGAGUCCGAUGGGAAAGAGAGGGCCCAAGAAGGGAGAGGAGAGAGGCAAGAGAGGCCAGAAAGAAUCUUUACAGAGCUCACUCUAGGUCCGGCCCCGGGCCCAAACACCACUGUCACCAACACAUCUGAUCUCAAUGACUCACGAGAGAUCAACUUUGAGUACCUCAAACACGUGGUGCUAAAAUUCAUGUCAUCCAGAGAGGCUGAGGCCUAUCAGCUGAUCAGAGCAGUGUCUGUGUUGCUGAACUUCACUGGUGAGGAAGAAGACAUGUUGAAGCAGACUCUGGAGUACAAGAUGUCCUGGUUUGGAUCCAAGCCUUCUCUGAAAGGUAUUGUCCGGCCAUCAGUUUCAGGGGCACCUGCUCACUGGAGCUGAGGGGACCGAGAGAGGAAGACGGGAAAGACACACACACAUUACUUUUAUCAUGCGUUUACAUGACUUCUCCCACCACUGUGGCAACCAAAUGAACACUGUAAAGAGAACACAACCCAAGCUUUAAAAUGGUUUCUGACAUGACACAGAUUCCUAUGUACUGUAGCUCCUCAAUCUCUCCUGAUCAUUUUUUUCUCUUCAUCUUCAAGAGAAAAGAGAAUGGCUCUACAAUGACUUAGAAGGGCAAAGUCUUGUUAAUGUGGUCUGUUGUUUUUUUGGGGGGAGUGAUUUUUAUUUAGAAGUAAAAUGGUUAAAGCAGA